Molecule: messenger RNA, 7106 nt
Organism: Cryptotermes secundus
Lineage: Eukaryota; Metazoa; Arthropoda; Insecta; Blattodea; Kalotermitidae
Product: protein split ends
Exons: 13
Coding region: 494-6295 (1933 amino acids)
Cellular component (GO): nucleus
Source: RefSeq, a predicted model, not a curated record
AAUGGCGUCACUUAAUGUGAAAGGCGAGACAUUGUUCAAAAUAUUUUUAAAAUAACUACUGUUUGUGCCAAUACUAGCGUAUAAUUUUUUCUUGCUCUUGUGUUUCAAGACAUUAGCUAUCAAAUGAUAUACAUCAACUACAGUAUCACCUAGCCUACUUGAAACUUAACAGGGGUAAGCGAGGCCGCGUAUGGAUUAGGCCAGGCCAUGGCAGGUGAGGUGAAGAUGGAUUUGGGUGAAAGUUCAGGCUGUCGAUCAAUGUGCCAUCAGUUAAAUGGUGUGAUUUUUGAAGUAUUGCAGUUAAAGUUGUGAGAUAUCUAUGCAAAGAACUGUGGCAAGAAGACAUAGUUGUGAAUAAACUAGUGAAUGCCAUUAUUCUGCUACUUUGCCUUAAUCAAAAUGUUGUGAAGAACUGUGAAGGCUGGGACAUAGAACUCUCAGUAAAAUUUGUUGCACGUAGUUGUCCAUUCUUAAAGACUGGCACAGCUAGGUAAUGGAUCCGGUGGGGCCAUGGUCAGCGUACGCCGCUUCUUAUAACCGUCUGGCUGGCGCAACGGGCGGUUUCCAGUCCGGGUCUGCAGGAGGGGCGGGUGAUUUUGUCACCUCCCAUCACCACCUAGCAGCAGCCACGGGGAACUCGGGUCUAGGAAGCCACCAGCCGGGCGGUGGUGUGCCAUCCACAACAUCUCAGCUGCUACUUCAAGCAGCGCACACCACUGCUAGCUUGGCUGGCCAGCUUGGGAUGUCAGCCGCUGGACCUGGCACCACCGCUUCACCUUUUAAUCCCGGUGGAUUCCUUUCUCCUCCUCCUGUGGGCUAUGAUGCAGUCUUUUCUCCAUUGUUUCACCAUGCGAACCCCAAGCCUGCCCACUAUCCCUCCACACUGAAUGUGAGUCAGCAUAGACAAGCCCUGGCACAGGCUCAGGCUGCCGCUACAAAGCAGAGCUCAGUGGAAUCAGAACUGUCCAGUUUACGUGAGAACUACAGUACGGCGCAUCACCAAAGCCUGGCUGCAACAGGUAGCUCAUUCUUCGAACACCAGGCAUCAUCAUCCUCUCCAUCUUCAUCUCUGGCAUGGUCACAUCAAGGCAACACGCAACUUCCAAGUCCUUUUGGAAUCUUACCACAUGAGACUGUUGUGACCUCAUCCCCUGGACCAGCAACAUCUAAGUCUGGUACAUCAGCAUAUGAAAAUACCUUCAAUGCUCAUUUUGCAGCUGCCCAGAGCCUGAACCAUCUGAACUCUCAGCUCACAGCUGCAGCGGAAUACAAUAAAAGCUCUGGCAGCUAUGGUGAUAACCCCAGUAAGAAAGCCAGCCGGGCUCAGUCACCACUCGUAACGCCAGUGAAACCAGUGGCAUCUGCAGCUUCCAAUGUUCCUGCAAGUGGAACCCCAUUUUUUCACCAGGCUUCAACAAGCACAUCUUUUGCUGGCUCUGAAUCACUUACAUCACGUGGUGAUUGCUCAUCUCUUUCUGGGAACUUCUCAGGCAGUAACAAGUCACAGCAGCAACAGCAACAACAAAUUUCUUCUGGUUCAGAAUUUCCUAGUGGAAGCAAAUCCUUUGGUAAUAGCCCCUCAAGCUCUCUUCACCACCAGCAGUCAUGCAUUGUCUCAACUGCUUCUUCUACUGCUGCGUCAUCCAAGGAUUAUCGUAUACCCCAGCCUCCCUCACGAUCAGCCUCUUCUUCACUUUUCCUAAAUGCUGCUUCCACAUCGUCUCGGUCAUCAUCCCAAACUGCUGAAAAACAGUCCUCUAGGAACCAGAACUUCGUCCCUCCAACUAGUAAGGCCUCAGCACAUCACACCAUUCAAACUAAGGCACAAACUAAAAUAUAUCCUGAGUUAGCAUCUUCAUCUGAGCAUUCUCGUCGGAGUGAGAGCACACUAGAAUCUAGUCAAUCUUCCCCGAUUAGUUUUGCCAUGAUGGAUGCAACUGCUCAUCGCCAAGGACUAAAUUAUUCUGGUAAUGCAGCUGCUGGUGGAACAUGUUCAUCUGGUUCUGGGUCUUCUUCAAAAAUGGCCUCCAACCCUCAGCGUAGCAAUACAAGUUCAAACCUUCAGCAGUCUCAGUUCCAGCAUGUCUUGAAUCAGCAGGCUGCUGCAAACUCUUCUUACCAUGCUCGCCAUUAUUCUGGUUCAGUUUCAACAGCAGAUUCAUCAGAAUAUCAUCAUGGUGGCCGAUCUAAGGCAUCUGGAUCCACAGACUCUACAUAUUCAGAGCGACUACUCGCUUCUAAUAAUUCUUCUUCCCAAAAUGGGCCAGACUGUGGUGUUGUUGUUCCGCGAAGGCCUAGUCCUUUACAGGCCCAUUCUCAGGCCAGCCCACUGGGUCAUGUUCCCAGUCCGGCUUAUCCCAUGUACAAUAGCCCCAUGGCAUCUAUGUCAUCACCUUCACCUCUGCAGCAGCAUUCUGAAUCAGCUGGGAAUCAGUGUCCAAGUGGAGGAGCACCAAGACAUAGUAAUCCCCCAUCACAGCAGCAACAGCAACAGGUUGCUCCUCCCUCUCCUUUGGAUGUUACUGUUCCACGACCAUCUUCACAAGGAGGACAAGUUGCUUAUCCAUCGGUCAUUACUCGUGCCCUCUCUGGUGAAGGAGGUAAUAAAUCAUAUGGUGGUGAAGGAAGGUCUUUUGAACGAUCCCAACAGCAGCAGCAGCAACAACAGCAGCAGCAACAGCAGCAACAACAGCAGCAACAACAACAACAACAACAGCAGCAGCAGCAACAACAGCAGCAGCAGCAAGAAUUUUCACAGAAACAGCAGAGUUGUUGGGAAACUGGAGACAGUAGACAGCAGGCUCACCAUUCUCGAGCAGCAAAUAAGUUUCAGACCUCUUCAGGCUAUGGAGCAGGAGGAAUGGAGAUGUCACAGCAAGUACCUGCACAGCAACAACAGCAGCAGGCACAACAGAGAGCUGCAUUAGGCAUCUCAGAACGGCAGCAAGCAUACUUUGACUCAAGUCCAGGACACCAGGUGACACUUCAAGACCUUAGUAGCUGCCGUGGAGACCCAAUGAGUAUUGUGAAAAAUUUGCAGACCUUACAGCAGCAGUCAUGUCAACUUCAGGCAAAUGCUGAGCAGCCAAAAUCUGCACCUGAAGAGCGGCUACAGAGUUCUAAAAGUGGUGGUGGGGGUGGUGGUAGUAGUGGUGGUAGUGGUAGCAGCAGCAGCGGCGGAAAGCGUAGGAAAAGUUCAGAGAAAAGUCAUGCAGGUGCUGCAGCUCUCAAUGAUCUAGCAGGUACUGCAAUGGCUGAAUAUUUCACAGGCCGUGUUCCCCCACCUGCACAUCACAAUACCAACCAGCAGCAGCAAAAUGGCGGGUUUUUUGAUUUUGAACGUUGGAACCUCCCACCACCACCGCCCAAGAUGUUUGGUGGUGGUCCAGGUGCUUUUGGUUCUCAGUCUCCACUGCAUCAUGGCGGAAACUUUGUGGGCAGUCCUGCUCAUCAGCACCAGUCUCUGAUGGUCCCUCAUCCCCAUCACCACCCUCCACCCCCACUUCCUUAUUUUCCAGCAUUUCAGUUACACCCUGGGCAUCACCCUCAUCAUCCUCCACAUGAGUACCAGCCCUCAGUUGAAAUUGCACCGCUUCCCUUUGAGAAUACUUCCUCUGGAAACAAUUCAUUUGCUGCAGGACAAGAAACACGUGAUGACCAACCCAAAGUUAUUGUGCCCAAUAUAGAAGAAGAAUUGGGUUUCUUAGCAGAGGCAGACGCAGCUCCCACAGCUACUACUACAACUACUACUACAAGUACAACAAACCCUGCUGGUUCAACAGUUGUGUCUCCAAUGGAAACAAAGAUGCCAGAGAAGAAGUCUUUGCCAUCGACAAACCCAUCCUCAGGGUUCAUGGCUAGCUACAUGAAGUUCCUUCAGGGUGAGAGAGAUUCGUCACCGCCACCUGCAAAUCGUGGAGGGAGAAAAGCUACUUGGUCCAGGGCCAAAGUUUACCAGCCUGAACCUGCCAAGUCUACAGCAACAGCCACAACAGUGGCAACAACUUCUGCUGUCACUACCACUACAGCAACACUGGAUUCAGGGACCACUGCAUCAUCUAAUUGUAAUGCCACACCUACAACACCUACAAACUCUGUGUCUGCUUCGGAGAAGGCAAAGGAAAUUACAACUACGAAGAGCAAAGAAGUUUCCAGCAGGGUGUAUGAUCCCGAAGAUGAUCCUAGGUACUUUCCAUUACCCAAAUCUGAUGCCAAGAGGAAAAGUUUUGCUGAUUCAGAUGGGGAUUUUGAUUCGAGUGAUGGAGAGAAGGAAAAAAUAAUAGAGAAAGAGAAGCCAAAACCGAAAGAGAAAGAGAAAGAAAAGGAGAAGGAGAAAGAAGAACCUAAACAGGUGACAAAGCCAUCCUCAAAGCAAUCUAAAGUCUCACAGAAGACAGCUGCUCCACCAGUGGCACCGCAAGUGGAAUCUGUUACCAGGAAAACAGUUGAAAGGGCAGAGAAGACAGAAAAAGGGAAGAAAGGCCGCGGAACAAAAUCUGGUGGCGGACAGACUGCUAGCAAGAGGAAACAUGACCAGGAAGAAGCAGUGGAUCCACUGUUUCUUCCACCGAGAAGGGAAACUUCACGGCGGAAAGCCAAAGAGAAAACGAGCAUGAAGCAGUUACUUGACCGACAAGAGAAUUUGGAUGAAGAUUUUGAUGCAGAUGAGCCAGAGUUUGUAGACUCUGAUUCAGACCCAGCAUGGACUCCCGCAGCAAAGGAUUCAUCUGAUGAAGAUGGUGCCGGUCGUAGGCGCGGAAGUCGUCGUACUCGUCCACUUGUUAGUCGGAAGAAAUCUCGCCUGCUGUCGUCAUCUAGCAGUACCACAGGUGGCCAUGAUGAGGAUGGCUACAGCAGUAGUGAGAGUGUAGAUACUCCAGCACAGCCCCCUCCAAGUAAAAAGCAUCAUGCUAAUCACAGGAGUGGAAGUGCAGGAAGUGGUAAAGCUGGAAAUGUGACUGGUAGUUCCAAGUCUGGAAGUGCAGCUGGUGGUGCCAAGACUGGAAAUGGUGGUGGUUCAAAGUCUGGAAGUGGCACUGGAAAUUCCAAAUCAGGAGGACCUGUGGGCGCAAAGUCAGGGGGCAGUGGAAAUAAUGGAAGUUCCAAGUCUGUUGGUGGUGGUGGGGGUAGCAGAGGUAGACCACGUAUUUCCAGCAUUACAGCACCAUCUCCUAACUCCACGCCAUUAUUGCAUCAGUCAGCUACAGCGGAGGAGACAACAUCAUCUGGAAACACUGGGGGAGAUUCUGGUGACAAUAUUCCCUUUAAGCUGAAGCUGAAGAAAGACAAGACUCAGAGUGGUGAGUUUGUUGUCAUGAAAAGUGACUUAGGAGAAGAGUACCCACCCAUCUGGCGUAUUGAUGGAAAGACUCUUCUUCAGAAGUAUGAACCGUUUGACCAAAACGGAAAGACUCUCUACCGUAACAUUUCCACUUCACCACGGGCGCACAAGCAACAGGGGUUAUCAAGCCCUGCCCGUGAUGCUGAGAAAAGGUACUCUGGGUGGACACCUCAGAACCGCCAUAUAUAUCAGCAGGUACCUGUGAAGUUUCGGGUCCAGAAUCGGCUUGAAACUAUUGUUGAGUUUAUGAGGGACGAGAUGGCUUUGGAUGACCAGCAUGGCAGGGAGCUGAUUGAGAAGUCGAUGAAGGAGACAGCCAAGUACCAGGACAACUUUGAAGUGUACAUCCAGACGCUCAUCUCACAAGCACUUGAUUCCAAUUUCCUCACUGAGAUAUUCCAAGAACAAGAUGAUUAUUUCCUAUCAAAUGUGAAGACAGUGGAUGAUGUCACUGAGGAGAGGAAGCGACGGUUACUUGGAGUAGCUCAGUGGAAGGCGGGACUUCAGACCAGUGUUGGUACCUGGCCGUGCUUCAAUGUCAUCACUGAUCUGCCUGCAGAUGAGAAGCAGGAGAAACUAUGCGCUGCGUGUGACAAGUCGCAGGUUUCUGUUAGGGUCCAGAUGUAUGGGCAACCUUAUAAUUCCACCACCCUUGAAGGGUGCCAACCUGAUCCAAAAGUUGCCAAUCAGAAGGACUUCCUGUUAUGCAGUGUAUGUGUGGGACGAGUGGAGCUCUAUAACAAGGUAGCCCACCAGAAAUACCUAAUGUAUAUAGAAUGUGCCAAGCGGGUAGCAGAGAAACGUUCCAGUGAUCCCUACAAGGACACUACCAUUAUACUCAAUGAGCUGUUGGCUGAUGAAGCCUGGCUCAAUCAGCUGUUUCGAUCUGUUCGGACAUCGUGGGCUGAAAUUGACAAGAUGGAACAGCAGUCGCAGAACAAGGUGGCGUCAUAAAUAUGAAUGACUUUGAAACUGACAUCAUGAGUUAACCGCAGAACUAAAUGCAUAACUUGUGAUAUUUACUGUGUGUGUAAGAAACUGUUUUUGUAGAUUUCAGAGGAAACUUUCUUUCCUUUUUGAGCAUAAAGAAUCAUGAAGUUUUGUUAAUGUGGCUUUGUAAGUAGGAUUCGUCUCCCACCUAUAUAAAUCCUCUCUUUCAGCAACACUGUAGACGAGCUAUGUACCAUAAUUGCAGCGCAGAAGUGGUAAAUGUUUCCUACGUACAGUUAUCACAGCAAGAGAAUGCUAAUAACCCCGAAUUACAAGAAUAUAAAAGUGGAAACAGGUAUGAAUGAAUAUGAAUGAAUGCGUGUGUGGAAUUCAGCAGUGUCAUCAGAUUUUUCUUAAUUACAAAAGAGAUUUUAGUGUGUACAGAAGAUAAAUAUUCCUUAUAAGUGUUGAAAGAACGUUCAUUUUAGUAUUUGAUGAUGUAACUUGACACAGAUCUGGUGAGAGGAAGACCAGAAUAUGAAAUUUGUAUUAUUUUGAAAUGCCUAUGGGAGCAGAUGAUGUUGAAUGUAAUGGCUCCUUAUGAGACCUACAUUGUCCAAUCCCUAUUUCUUUUGUAUUUCUUUCUUUACUUGUGUUGUGUAAAGCAAAUUAUAUACAUAUAUAUAUAUAUAUAUAUGCAGAGUUUAUCCUUCAUCAAAACAUUAUUCUGUAAUGUGUAAAGUUGUCAUCGUCUUGUUACAUUUUACAGACGUUUUCAAAUAAAUAAUAAAAAUAUUAUUUUUUUCCUCAGCAUCAUGCUGAGGAUUUUACCUUA